Sphaerulina musiva SO2202 is the source of this 2019-nucleotide messenger RNA. RefSeq names its product DUF1746-domain-containing protein. The record is from RefSeq and is a predicted model, not a curated record. NCBI's taxonomy places the organism in Eukaryota, Fungi, Ascomycota, Dothideomycetes, Mycosphaerellales, Mycosphaerellaceae. Gene Ontology annotation, cellular component: Dsc E3 ubiquitin ligase complex. The transcript has 2 exons. Gene Ontology annotation, biological process: protein processing; SREBP signaling pathway. The coding region runs from base 83 to 1090 and encodes 335 amino acids.
GCCACCACCACCACCAUCGCCGCCGUCUCUCACUCACGUGCACGUACCAGUAGCAGCGAAGUGCUCAUGACAUGGUCAAGCUAUGAAUGAUGCGCCCUCGUCCUCCGCGGCAGCAGGUCCCUCUCUCCCCUUCGAUGAGCAGCAAGCACAAGAUGAUGAUAGUCUCGAAGAGAGGCCACCGCUCACGCCAAAACAGCUGGCAACGCAGCGGAGGAAGAACCGCGAGAAUUUCCAGCGGAAGCGCGCCGAACUCCUCGAUGACUUGCUCCGCAACCUGGACAUCCUCAUUUAUGCCGAGCUGAGCACAAUCUACUACAUGGACUGCCGCUUCCUCCUGUUCUUCCUCAGAUCGGCAGUCCACUUCUACUUCCUGACCCCCAAACCAGCCAUCUUCCCUCCUUUGCCAGAUGACCGUCCAUUUGUCGGCUACAUCGUCGGCAUGAACCUGCUAUGUAUUCUCUUGCACGUUCUCUUCGCUGCCCCAUCGGCAGGAGAAGCUACGAGAGGUUAUCUGCACGGAGGUCUGGCUAUGGACUUCAUCGGCCAAAAAGGACCUUCCAGCAAAAUUCAUCUGCUGUUGUUGGACUUUCUCGUGCUUGCCCUUCAGCUUCUUCACUUGUCGGCUCAUCUGUUGCGCCAAAAAUUGAGACUGAGCCUUCUUGUAGACGACACUGUGGCCGCUGUUGCCUCGGACAUAGCGACUCCGUCGUCUACUGCACAGACAGUGGAGGAUGAGGAACGAGGUGUUCGACGAUCAGCAGAGGAAGCGCGUGGGGAUGAGAUUGAGAUGCAGACGUUGAAUAGCGCAGGAGUGGAAGUCGCAUCUGCAGUUCACGACGAAGAUGAACAGACCCGGUUAGAAGCUUUUCGCCAACCCGCACGGACGGAAGCGCACAUAUUUGAUGCUUUCAAUUCGGGACAAAUGGUUAUUGCGGAUCUGAGCCCUGUUCAGACUGUCAAGGAGCAGAUUAUAAUGAUCCGCGUGAGCAAAACGGAUCCUGAAGUCAGCAGUGCCAACGAGCGAGCUAUGCGACAUCGACAGAUGAGGCAGAGGCUGACCCAAAGACUGUGGCAGCGGUUGCAGAUGUAAACCGUAUGCGGGUUGGUGGAGAGCAUUUUACAGGCGGCUGGAAAGUGUAAGAGUGAUCAACCGGAUAUUCUGAGCCGGAAGCCAGACCUCGGAUCCAGAGCGACUUCUCGGGCAUUCUCGAUGGGGAACGCAACUUCUCUAAACAAUGGCCAAGCGCAGUCAGGAUGCCCACAAAGCAGCGAUUCGGCCUCCCACUGACGUGGUGGUUGCACAAGGGUAUUACGGUCGACGUAUCGUAGAGUUCAAAGCUGCACUGUCUAGUUCCAGUCUCGACACAAUAUGUCCAUCCGUCGUUUCUGGGAGCAUUCGAAUGAAUGAAUUAGCGCUGCGAGAUUGUUCCUUGUCACGAAGGGUCACAGCUGCCCAGGAACCGAAUAUCUCCACAGCAAGUCAUGACCGGUCCCUGUCGUACCUUUGCCAUCACCUCGCUCAUACAACUCCCGAGUCCGCUAUUGCGAAUGUAAGCGGGAGAGCCAGAUAAGAGCUUCGCCGCACAAUAGCCACAAGUUUCUGAGCACUCCUGCUAGCUAGUUAGAGCUUGGAAGAUCGACUAUGGUGCAUCAGCCACACGGUACUUGUGGUGAGCUUCCAUUUCGUCAUCUCCACUGUUCUACCUACACGACCAUGACCGAAAAAGCCGAAACGAUUCACGCCGACCGAGCUCAAUUUGAAGCAAAUGAUGCCGCCGCUGCUAGACCACGAUUUUGAGUCCCAUCAGCACAUUCGUCUGACCUGGAACGUGACUCCAUCUCCUGCUCGGUCACCAUGGCGCAUGCCUUUGUAUUUGUCGCCGCAGGUUCAAUAAUCGCAUGCGUGGUAAGAUAUCUCGGCCCAGCAUCCAUCAGCGGCUGGACCAUUCAAGGACCACUUCCCAUACAUAGAUAGGUAGGUAUGCGACAAUAGCAAGAGUUUGAUAGGUCGGGUAUAAG